AGAGGCAGCAAGGCACAUAUAUACACACUCACACACAAAGGUUGCUCCUGCUUAGCUCCUGGCAAGGAUGUGGAGGGAACUGCUUUCAAUACCCUUCUACCGGGGUGUCUUCACAGAGCUUCUGGUCACCGCCAUCUACGUCUUCUUCGGUGUGGGCUCUGUGCUGAACUGGCCGGAGCCCCCGUCCAUCCUGCAGAGCGCCAUCACCUUCAACCUGGUUGCAGCCACCACCGUCCAGAUUGCCUGGCAUGCCAGUGGGGCCUACAUCAACCCAGCAGUGACAUUGGCCUUCCUCCUGGGCUCUCGCAUUUCCCUGGUGAAGGCCAUCUGCUACAUAGUUGCCCAGCUGGCUGGAGGGAUUCUUGGGGCAGCUAUCCUGUAUGCAGUCACUCCAGCUACCGUCCGGGGAAAUUUAGGCAUCAACAUGGUCAGCAGCAACAUCUCUGCUGGACAAGCUGUCGCCGUUGAGCUCAUUUUGACCCUGCAGUUGGUUCUCUGCUACUUUGCAUCCACUGAUAGUCAGCGAAGCACCGGCACUCCUGCUAUCAUCAUUGGCAUAUCUGUUGCUCUGGGGCAAGUAAUUGGGCGCUAUUUCACCAGCUGCUCCAUGAAUCCAGCUAGAUCCUUUGGCCCUGCAGUAAUUGUUGGGAAGUUUCCUCAGCACUGGAUAUUCUGGGUGGGUCCCUUGGCUGGGGCUGUCCUGGCAUCACUGCUUUACAACUUUGUUCUUUACCAUGACCCAAAGACUUUGUCCCAACGACUGGCUAUUCUCAAGGGCAGCUAUGAUGGAGAAGAGCUAGAGAACAAGACCGAGCGGCCGAAAGAAUCCAUAUCUUUACCCAGCCUCAGCCUUGUACAUAGACUAUAGUCUGCUAGUGUCUUGAGAAGAGAGCAGACACAUAGAUACAGAAAUAUCUUCUUCCAUUUUGAAGGAAGAGCUCAGCCACACUAAACCAGGUUAUUCUGCAACUGGCCACUGGAGGGCCCCAGGUGCCUUUUUUUCUGAAGUCUACAGCCUGGAGUGGCGCAUCUGCAUCUUAGAUGCAUUUCUAUUACCUAGUUCCAAUUUUGCUAAAAAAGAGGAUCUUUUCGCACUAAGAAUGCCAGAUAGUGGGGAGAUGAUACAUGGGCACCAUAAGGUCAAGGGAGCUCAGAGACACUGUACAGAUCUGUGGUAUCUUAUGCACUUUUCGGAGGAGACGUAACUGAGCCAAGGUUAAAUGUAAAUAUUUAAAGCCGUGAGUAUCUGUUGAUUCUCUUAAAGAUUAAAGCUGUCUUUUGAUUUACCACUGCAACCUCACACCCAAUAUAUCA
Molecule: messenger RNA, 1314 nt
Organism: Anolis sagrei ordinatus
Lineage: Eukaryota; Metazoa; Chordata; Lepidosauria; Squamata; Anolidae
Source: RefSeq, a predicted model, not a curated record